Cryptomeria japonica (Japanese cedar) is the source of this 1719-nucleotide messenger RNA. RefSeq names its product taxadiene 5-alpha hydroxylase. Gene Ontology annotation, molecular function: oxidoreductase activity, acting on paired donors, with incorporation or reduction of molecular oxygen; iron ion binding; heme binding. NCBI's taxonomy places the organism in Eukaryota, Viridiplantae, Streptophyta, Pinopsida, Cupressales, Cupressaceae. The transcript is spliced from 3 exons. Bases 26 to 1492 code for a protein of 488 amino acids. Gene Ontology annotation, biological process: sterol metabolic process. The record is from RefSeq and is a predicted model, not a curated record.
CAACAUUACACCCAUCCUCAAAACAAUGGAGGCAAAAGAAUUUUUCCUUUUCCUAACUGAUAAAACCACAAUUACGUCUUUUAUAGGUGUGAUAGUGAUUUGUAUGGUGGGGAUGUGGAUGAAGAAGAAGAAGAAGAGAAGAAAUUCCCUUCCGCCUGGAACUCUGGGCCAGCCUUUAGUUGGAGAAACAAUUCGGUUUCUCCGAGCUUUCAAGCUCAACAAAAUAGACGAAUUCAUCAGUGAGAGGGUGGUGGCGUAUGGACCGGUUUUCAAAACGCGCUUAUUUGGGCAGCCCACUGUAGUUUUCACCGGACCGGCCGGUAACCAAUUCUGGCUGUUUAACGAUGGGAAGCUCUUUCAUGGCAAUGCCCGAGGCCCGCACAGAGCCAUUCUGGGCGUAAAUUCUUUGCUCGACAGAAACGGAGAAGACCACAAGCGUAUGCGAGCCGCCUUUAUGAAUUUCUUCGCUCCCGAGUCGCUGAAAAAAGUGGUCGGAAACAUGGAUUCCGUCGUACGCCGCCACCUCGACGACUUCUGGGAAGGUCGAGAUUUGGUCCAUGCUGUCCCUCUGAUGAAGUUCCAGACUUUCUCGGUCACAUGUAAUGUGCUGUUCAACUUGCAGGAUAAGGACCAAGUGGAGGAGCUUCGCGACCAUUUUACGGUGGCCGCCGAGGGGAUUUACAGCUUCCCAUUGAAUUUUCCGGGAAGUCGGCUGCAUCGUGCCUUAAGGGCCAGGUCUCAUAUUGACCGGAUUCUUUCCUCGCUUAUAGCACGACGGAAGGACGACAUUCUAGAAGGUCGUGAGUCUUCAUACCCAGAUUUAAUUUCGACUCUGUUGAAGAUUACUAACAAUGAAGGGAAGCCUCUUAGCGACCAAGAAUUGAAAGAUAAUAUCGUGGUUCUCACCAUUGCUGGUUAUGAGACUACUGCCAUGACGCUUGCUCUUAUGUGCAAGUUGCUUGCUGCUAAUCCUCACUGCUUUCAUCGAAUAGCCCAAGAGAGCGAAGAGAUUGUUUCCGGCAAAUGUGGUGAAGAGCAGCUGACUUGGGAGGACGUUCAGCGCAUGAAGUACCUGUGGAUGGUUGUUCAGGAAACGCUGCGUAUCAUUCCUCCCGUUUCAGGGAUAUUCCGACAGGCCAUCAUGGAUAUUGUGUACGAAGGAUACACCAUUCCCAAAGGAUGGGCGCUCUACUGGUCAAAUUAUUCAACAGUCUAUCUCGAGGAUUUAUUUCGAGAGCCACACAAAUUCAAUCCCACGCGAUUCGAAGGCUCGUAUCGGUUACCUCCGUACAGCUUCAUGCCGUUUGGGGGAGGGCCGCGCAUGUGCCCAGGAAAUGAGUAUGCAAAACUGGAGAUACUGAUAACAAUGCAUCAUCUGGUGAAAAGAUACAGAUGGAUUUCAGAGGAUCCGGAGGAACCUAUUGUUCGAAAUCCUCUCUGUUUUCCUGCCAGGGGACUCCCUCUCAAGCUUUCUUCCAUUCAGAAAGCGUAAACCAUUCCUCAUUUCUUGUAUCAAUGAAGGCGAUAAUACCUUCUGUGAAAAUCCGAUCUUCUCAAUUGUAUAAGAGGAAACGUGUUUACAUCAGAUUUGAGUUCUUAGAUUUAGAUAAGCCGCUAGCGUGUUUGACUUAUGUCCUAGGGAAAUGAUGAAACAUCGAUGUUCACUGGGUAUUGAAAAUUUAAUUGAUUUGGGUAAAAUCUAUUGUGGAAAUUUCUUCA